This is a messenger RNA of Cajanus cajan (pigeon pea), 1515 nucleotides long. It is a transcript of the gene DJ1D, whose product is annotated as Class I glutamine amidotransferase-like superfamily protein. The record is from RefSeq and is a predicted model, not a curated record. NCBI's taxonomy places the organism in Eukaryota, Viridiplantae, Streptophyta, Magnoliopsida, Fabales, Fabaceae.
UAAUAUGCGUUGGCGAAGAUUGGCAUUGCCGCAUAAUCUCGUCUUCCAGUGUAUUCGAUACUGAGAGAGAGUGUUUGUAGUAGCAUGGCUCCGAAAAGGGUUCUUAUCCUCUGCGGGGACUUCAUGGAAGACCUUGAAGCCAUGGUUCCAUUUCAGGCAUUGCAAGCCUUCGGUGUCACCGUCGACGCCGUCUGCCCCGGCAAGAAAGCCGGCGAUGUCUGCCGCACCGCCAUCCACGAGCUUGCCGGCGCCCAGACUUAUACUGAGACGGUUGGUCAUAAUUUUGCACUCAAUGCAACGUUUGAUGAAGUUGAUGCUGCAAGCUAUGAUGGGUUGUGGUUGCCAGGUGGGAGGGCGCCAGAGUAUCUUGCUCAUAUUCCCAGUGUUGUGGAACUGGUGACCAAGUUUGCCAGUUCGGGAAAACCAAUUGCUUGCAUUUGUCAUGGACAUUUGAUUGUGGCGGCUGCUGGGGUGGUUAAAGGUCUCAAGUGCACAGCGUAUCCUGCUGUUAAAUCAGUAUUGGUUGCUGCUGGUGCUCAUUGGGUUGAACCUGACUCCUUGGCAACAACCAUGGUGGAUGGUAAUCUCUUUACUGCAUCUUCUUAUGAAGGGAACCCAGAGCUUAUUUGCCAUUAUGUGAAAGCAUUAGGAGGCAAAAUAAGUGGCUACAAUAAAAGGAUUCUCUUUAUCUGCGGGGAUUACAUGGAAGAUUAUGAGGUCAAGGUGCCUUUUCAGUCUCUUCAGGCUUUAGGAUGCCAUGUUGAUGCAGUUUGCCCCUCAAAGAAGGCUGGUGACACUUGCCUAACUGCUGUGCAUGAUUUUGAAGGAGAUCAAACAUACAGUGAGAAGCCAGGACAUAAAUUUGCUUUAACAGCAACCUUUGAUGAUGUGGAUCCUUCGAGCUAUGACGCACUUGUCAUUCCCGGAGGUCGGGCACCUGAAUAUUUGGCAUUGAAUGAGUCGGUCAUUGCCUUGGUGAAGCAUUUCAUGGAAAACAAGAAGCCAGUGGCCUCUAUCUGUCAUGGCCAACAGAUUUUAUCGGCUGCUGGUGUUCUCAAGGGAAGGAAAUGUACUGCCUAUCCUGCUGUUAAGCUUAAUGUGGUUCUGGCAGGAGCAACAUGGCUGGAACCUGAACCCAUAAGCCGUUGCUUCACUGAUGGAAAUCUGGUUACUGGAGCUGCAUGGCCAGGGCACCCUGAGUUCAUUUCUCAGUUGAUGGCACUACUUGGUAUUCGAGUAUCUUUCUAGUUCUAGCUGCAUUUUGUGAUGUACCUAAUAACAAAUGAAUAAAGCUUGGCAGUUUCCAUAUAUUAUAAAUAUGAGGAUGUGUUUUACUGUACUGUAUUUUGUGGUCCUAUAAUGUGCAAGGCAUGGAUGCACUUGUUACUUUGAGCAUAAGGACUUUUUGGUGGUUGAGUUCAGUUCCUCUGUAAUAAAACCAUGCAGUAUUUGGAGCAGUAAAACAUUAUUGGCGCAUAUAGUAAAGUAAAUGAUAAUGCAUUUUACUACACCAAA